GAAGAAACCCGAGAAGAAGACGAACAAACGCUCCACGGUUUCCCCAAAGCAAGAUGGCGGUGCAAGAGACAGCAGCUCAACUCUCUAUGGCCCUAAAGGUGCAAGAAUACCCAACUUUAAAGGUUCCUUAUGAAACCUUGAACAAGCGCUUCCGAGCAGCUCAAAAGAAUAUAGACCGGGAAACCAGUCACGUGACGAUGGUGGUGGCGGAGCUGGAGAAAACGCUCAGUAGCUUUCCAGUGGUGGAUACUGUAGUCUCUCUCCUGGAUGGAGUGGUCGAAAAGCUCAGCGCCCUCAAGAGAAAGGCAGCCGAGUCUAUUCAAGCAGAAGAUGAGAGCGCCAAGUUAUGUAAGCGGCGCAUAGAGCACCUGAAGGAACAUAGCAGUGAUCAGCCGGCCAGUGUUAAUGUUUGGAAGAAGAAGCGCAUGGACCGUAUGAUGGUGGAGCACUUACUACGCUGCGGCUACUACAACACCGCAGUCAAGCUAGCCAGACAAAGCGGGAUUGAGGAUUUGGUCAACAUAGAAAUGUUUCUUACUGCAAAAGAAGUUGAAGAAUCUCUCGAGCGUCAGGAAACGGCUACCUGUCUGGCAUGGUGCCACGAUAACAAGUCUCGCUUACGGAAAAUGAAAAGCUGUUUGGAGUUCAGUUUAAGGAUCCAGGAAUUUAUUGAACUCAUUCGACAAAACAAACGGAUGGACGCAGUAAGACAUGCACGCAAACACUUCAGCCAAGCAGAAGGAGGCCAGUUGGACGAGGUACGGCAAGUGAUGGGCAUGCUGGCGUUUCCCUCAGACACGCAUAUUUCACCGUAUAAGGAUCUGUUGGAUCCAGCUCGCUGGAAAAUGCUGAUCCAGCAGUUCAGAUAUGACAACUACAGAUUACACCAGCUGGGGAACAACUCCGUGUUUACCAUUACCCUGCAGGCAGGGCUGUCUGCCAUCAAAACCCCGCAGUGUUAUAAAGAAGAUGGCACUUCCAAAAACCCAGACUGUCCUGUCUGUAGUAAGUCGCUGAACAAAUUGGCUCAACCUCUUCCCAUGGCCCACUGUGCAAACUCGAGGCUGGUGUGCAAAAUCUCUGGCGAGGUCAUGAAUGAGAACAACCCACCCAUGAUGCUGCCUAAUGGCUAUGUUUAUGGAUACAAUUCUCUCUUGUCCAUUCGUCAAGAUGACAAAGUGGUAUGCCCCAGGACCAAAGAGGUUUUCAACUUUUCCCAGGCCGAGAAGGUUUACAUAAUGUGAUGGGAGCUCCACAUUAGUUUUGGGACGUUAAGUUGCUGCGCCGCUGUAGGCUGGGCGAAUUUCACAUUGACACCAUUUGUCAAAGGGCGCCAAUCCUUUAGCCCUGUUCCAUACAAGAGAAUCUCAUCGACAGUAUGUCCUCGCCCUUAACCGGCCUGCAAGACCUUCACUGAACUGACGGUUUAAAAAAAAUCGCUAAACGGACUAUUGUGACAAGAGAUUUUUUUUUGUUGAUGUUUUUAAAAGGGGUUGGUAGUUUGGCAUUUAUUUAACUGGUUUCUUUUCAGUAGUGUAAAACAAACCGACACGACUCCAUAUCAGUCUCAAAGGAGCUUCUGCCUUGUAGUGUGUUAACAAAAUGAAUUAUUCAUUGUUGGUUUUUUGAACAAGGGCACCCAUUUAGGUCAUUAUUUUUAGAUAGAUUGUGUGUAGGUAGUUGUAGAGAACACUCUCCGAUGCCUUGCAUUUGCACCUGUGAAAUCUGUGACCACUUGCAUUUGUUAAUGUGUAAUUUUUUUUGACUGACGUCCUCAGUUCGAGGGAGCAUGUAAAAGAAAAAAAAAAAAAAAAAGUAGCAUUUAUAGCAAUACUGCUCUUUAUUCGAAGUCUGUAGAUGUGCAGACUUAGACACGGCGGUGUUCUUUAGUGUCAGGCUGUUUAAAAAAAAAAAAAUCACCUUAGUGUACACUUCAACAGUAAUACUAUACCGGCUUACUACAGACUUUUUAUGAUAUGUACUAAAUUUGGAACAGUUUUUUUUUUUUUUUAAACUAAUGGUAUUUUGAGUUAUAUAAACAAUAUCAUA
This is a messenger RNA of Puntigrus tetrazona (Sumatra barb), 2049 nucleotides long. RefSeq names its product E3 ubiquitin-protein transferase MAEA. The record is from RefSeq and is a predicted model, not a curated record. The coding region runs from base 54 to 1244 and encodes 396 amino acids. The transcript is spliced from 9 exons. Gene Ontology annotation, biological process: proteasome-mediated ubiquitin-dependent protein catabolic process. NCBI's taxonomy places the organism in Eukaryota, Metazoa, Chordata, Actinopteri, Cypriniformes, Cyprinidae. Gene Ontology annotation, molecular function: protein binding; ubiquitin protein ligase activity. Gene Ontology annotation, cellular component: nucleus; cytoplasm; GID complex.